Molecule: messenger RNA, 662 nt
Organism: Phymastichus coffea
Lineage: Eukaryota; Metazoa; Arthropoda; Insecta; Hymenoptera; Eulophidae
Exons: 2
Coding region: 111-398 (95 amino acids)
Source: RefSeq, a predicted model, not a curated record
CGACUAUAUAAACUAGACGAAAUAUCCGAGGAGCAUCAUUCAGCUCUCGAGCUUCAUCAAGUAGUCUGUUAACCAUACAGCACCGCACCGCCAACUACCAAACCUUCAACAUGAAAUUCGUUACUGUUGUCCUCUUACUGGCCUUCGUCGCCGUGGCAUGUGCCGCUAAGUUGCCACUCGUCGAAUCGGACAAAUUGCAGCCAGAAGCUGAAGCAAAGGAGUCUAAAGUCGCCGAUCCAAGGGACAAGCGCAGUCUUAUCUACGGCUAUGCUGCACCUUACGCCGCAGCUUACGCCUACCCGUAUGCCGCUUAUAGUUACCCAUACGCUUAUGCUGCUCCGGUAGCCUACAGUUCAGCCUACUAUCCAAGCUACUACAGCUCUUACUACGUGGGUUAGAUACAACAUAUAUGAGCAACGCAUAUAGAGAUUAGAUUGUAAGCUGACUCACAAGUGCUGUUAUCAUUGUGUCUGACGGCAUUAAUUUGUACAUAUACAAGCAACGAACACGAUGUUGAUGAUUACUUAAUAGUGCAAGACCUUUUGAUAAUUGUGUUCAAUGUGCUUCACUGAAAAUUGUUUAGUAUUGAACUUUUUUUUGCCAGCACUAAAUAUGUAUUAACUAAUAUAGUAUUAUCUGUAACUUUUAAAAUAUAACUAUAC